GCAUUAUCAUUAUUGGGAAUGGGAAUAUGGGAUUAUGGGAAUCCCCCAUCUCCAGAAUGGUAUGGUAUGAAGAGAAGAAUGAGAACAGUGUCCACUUCUUUUUUUUUAGCUCGUACGAGGUCAUUCUGCUUACCUGCCUGCCUGGCGGUUGUUUUCUUCUUCUACACUUUUACUCUACAAUGAUAAUGAAGAGGAAUAUUAUUUGGUUUUCUGGUUAUUGUUUUUUCGGUUCUCCUUCCGAUUUUCCGGUACAGGAGUUUUGAAGAAACAAAAUUGAUUGAUUAAUGAUUAUCAUGUGGGGGUUUUCUAUGGGUUGUGAUGUGGUUGUGAUGCUAUGUCAGGGGUCAGGGUCUGGCUUUAUAAAAUUUACACUUUGCAGCAAUUUAUAAAAUUAUUUUGGAAAGUUUGAUCAAUACAUGUGUCUUUUGAACUAUCCCUGUCACAAAAAUGGAAUCUGAUAAACUGAACUCGGAUUCUCCCACAAUUGAAGUGAAAACAAAAAACAAAUCAAAGGCAGAUGAAAAUGUUUCAGAAAUAUCUAUCAAAGAGUUUUUGAAUUUUUUGAAAACCGCUUAUCAGGUUCAAGAAAGUGUUGAAAAUUUCAUGAUAUCUAAUGGGAUGACAGAAGCUGUAAAUUGGCUGAAGCUCAAAGAAAAUCAAUUGGUAUUACAGCAAAAUAGCAUAAGUUCUCAGACUUCCAAUGUGUUAUUGUCAGAAGAGAAUAUAGAAGCAAAUCGAAAAAAGAGUAUGACAUGUGCUUCAGCAGAUUCACUCAAAGUGAAGCUGAAUGAGGUGUUGACAGAGGGAUUAUUAGAUUCAGUGUUACCAUACUUGCUUCCAACUCAUCCACCUACUAAGAAACCAUCUUCCAGAGAGAGACCUCAUACAAGUCACUCCAGCCAUGUUCUAAAUAAUACUUCUAGUGAUAAAGUUGUGACCAAACAUAGAUCAAGUGAUGUGGUUUUGAAAAGUAAUGUUCCCAAAUCUGGAUCAGAAGUUGAAAUCCAUGUAUGUGAUGAAGUUAAAAGUUCAAAGAAGACAUUUUUCUGCAAUCAGAAGCUGUUGGUGGCAAAAAUGGGAUAUUUUGCAGAUGUAACACAAGGCCAACGUUUGGAAGAUAUGGACAUCUCAGUUCACUGCGACAUCGGCAUUUUCGAAUGGCUGAUGCAGUGGGUGAAAAAGGACGACCUACAAGAAGACGAUUGGCCCCAGUUGGAUGCCCAGUGUGUCAUACCGAUACUGGUGUCUGCCGCUUUCCUACAGAUGGAGCCACUGCUCAACGAUUGCCUGCUGUUUUGCCACGAACACAUGAACGAGAUUUUGCGAACGAACACGAAUCUGUCUUGCUUGAACGAUUCCGUUCUGACUAGAUUAGCCGCCAUGUACACGAACUCCGAAGUGGAGUCGAUGAAGGACAGAAAGGACAAGAUCCAGUCUCGUCUGUUCACCAAAAUGAUCCAAUCGUUGGCCGAUCCAGAGCCGGAAGGUCUCCGCGGCCAUUGGCGCUCCUUGGCCAGAGUGUUUCGGUGCGAGAAGUGUCGCUCGCUGAUCGAUCCCGACACGGCUUCGCAAAUACCCUGUAUAGCGCCGUGCAUGCGGAUGCAACCUGACGGGUCGAUACGGAGUUUGCACGUCAGGGACCUAUCUUGGAACAUCAACGACUACAUCCUCGAGUUGCACAAGUCCCUCCGCACGUGGCGCAGAGUGUAUUGGCGCCUGUGGGGCGACGCGCACUUCUUCUAUUGCACCGCCUGCGAGCGGUACUUCCCCUCGUGCCAGAUCGGCUGGUGUCGGUACCACCCGGACGGGCCGCAAUUUUUCACGUUGGACGCGCAAAAAGCGCCGCUGCCUAUUGGUCGGUACCCUUGCUGCGGCGAACGGGCGUACCGGUACCAGUUGCUGGAGAACUUCUCCGGGUGCCAUUUCAGACAGCAUACGGUGUGUACGCAAGAUGUGAAAGAAUCUGCUAUAUUCACAAUGUUAGAAACGUACCGGCAUCUGAUAGAAGAAGAACCGCCACAACUUUUGUUUCCUGAAAGAUUGACAAGGCUCGUUGCUAGAGAUCCGAGCGCUGCGGAUAAAAAGUUCGUGUGCAAAGAGUCGUUUUGGUGGGACGGCUUGGAGAUCAUCCCGCCUCGUCCCAAGCUCGGGCUGCUGAGCAACUUCGCCAACAGAAGUGACAACGAGGCGAAUGCGUUCGAAGACAGCUCCGACGAUUGCGAAGAGGACGACGAUGAGUCAUCUUCGACCACGUCUUCUGAAAGCGACGAGGGUAGCACCGAAUGCGACCCGCAACCCAAGAAAAUCGUCCAAAGGAAGAAGACGAAGAGAAAACACGAGUCGAGAUUAUGGCAACACAAUUUGUCGGCUAGAAGCAAUCAGGACGUACAAAGGGCAUACGAAGAGAAUGCUGUCAAAGCGAUGACGGCCAUGCUGAACAAAAAUAUCGCUAAUGAUAACUUGGGAAGAUGCGUGAGGUCCAAGAACAAUACACCAAUAGGUGGCAUCUGGACCAGAUUGGAGGCAGACUGGAAAGAAAGUUGCAAUCAACAGAACGCCAGCCAACAGAAACCGAAAAACCUCUUCACUGCUGGCACAGCAAAAUUCAGUAAAUUCAGGGGCAAAUGAGACCGUCCGGUCUCAAAAAUAAACGUCACGCCAUUUUCAACAGUCUAGUUUAUUAUUAUACACAAUAAUUAAAAGUAAAUACAACAAAUACAUAUUUGAACCUCGGAUGUAACGGACAAAUAAAAAUGGAAUAUAAAAAAUUUCUGGCGACACUCUUUUCUAAUUCUGUCGAGUUCGGAGCUGUGGUGAUAUAUAAACGAAAAUUCAUUCAAUUCAAGAAGAUUCGGCUAGUCUCUCCGCCUUUUGUACGACCUCUUCGAUAGGUCCGACCAUGUAGAAAGCCACUUCGGGCAAGUGAUCAUAGUCUCCGGCGAGAAUCUUCUGGAAUCCCUGCAAAAC
This is a messenger RNA of Phaedon cochleariae (mustard beetle), 2967 nucleotides long. The record is from the annotation of a GenBank genome assembly. Lineage: Eukaryota; Metazoa; Arthropoda; Insecta; Coleoptera; Chrysomelidae.